AUGUUCGCCGCACGACAGAGGGCGAGCUGCUUGGCUCGUCGCUUGCCGCGAAGCACGCGCUCAUAUGCUAGCGAUUCUCACCACAAGGCCGCCGAGGUCAACGAAUCCUUCGGAACAGGAUCGAUGUUGGCGGUCGGCUCCUUCUUCUUCGGUAUUCUCGUCUACCAGAUGACACCCCGGCAGGGCGAGGAGUCGAGCAUCACCCGGAUGAUGAACAAGUACCUGUCGCGCAGCGAGGACUGGGAGGAGAUCAAUGCGACCCACGUCAAGGCUGCCCGGCAGGCUGGAUUCGACCGCGCUCUCUUCGAGAACGAGGUUCCCAAGGAGCGCUGGGUCGAUGUGUCAUAUCCUGAGGCCCUUCAAUCCCACGCUCAAAGGAACAACCGCGCUGGACAUAUGAUCAACUUGGAUUCGGUUGUGGAGCACUACAGGAAGGAACAUGUCAAGGACCAGGAGCUCAAGAUGAAGCGGUUCGAGAAGGAAUGA
This is a messenger RNA of Emericellopsis cladophorae, 486 nucleotides long. RefSeq names its product NADH-ubiquinone oxidoreductase 178 kDa subunit. NCBI's taxonomy places the organism in Eukaryota, Fungi, Ascomycota, Sordariomycetes, Hypocreales, Bionectriaceae. The transcript has 3 exons. The record is from RefSeq and is a predicted model, not a curated record. The coding region runs from base 1 to 486 and encodes 161 amino acids. Gene Ontology annotation, cellular component: mitochondrion.